Messenger RNA from Penicillium soppii, 1413 nucleotides. Its product is annotated as pepsin-like aspartic protease. The coding region runs from base 1 to 1413 and encodes 470 amino acids. Gene Ontology annotation, biological process: proteolysis. The transcript has 2 exons. NCBI's taxonomy places the organism in Eukaryota, Fungi, Ascomycota, Eurotiomycetes, Eurotiales, Aspergillaceae. The record is from RefSeq and is a predicted model, not a curated record. Gene Ontology annotation, molecular function: aspartic-type endopeptidase activity.
AUGUCCAUCUUCAAACUUCUCAAAUCCAAGCUAUCCCGCAAACCUCCCAUCAUGACGAGCAGAAUCAAACUCAUUGCAAACCCUCGCUACCAGAAGUCUGGUACGAAGUCGUACUUGUAUGCUAUGCGCAAGUACCGCUUCAGUCCAACUAAAGGCGGGCCAUACUUCCUCGGAAAUACUAUGGUCCAAUCUGGAAGGCAAUUCACCGAUAAGCCCGUUGGAGGCCGUGCUCGCUUGCAACAAGUGCUGCAAAAGAAGAGCGCCGGCACCGAUCAGGUUGGGCAGGUAGGCGCCGACGACGUGCAGAAUGACUCUAUGUAUCUCGCGGAGAUUGAAAUUGGCACACCCGCGCAGAAGCUCAAUCUGGACUUUGAUACUGGGUCUGCUGAUCUGUGGGUUUGGUCCACGAAGCUUCCCGCCGAGACUUUGUCGGAGAAUAAGAACCACACGAUCUUUGAUCCGGCUAAGUCGAGUACUUACAAGGAGAAAGAAGGAUCGACAUGGCAAAUCUCCUACGGUGAUGGGUCCUCGGCCUCUGGAACGGUCGGCAACGACAAUGUCAAUAUCGGCGGGGUAAUCGUCAAAGGCCAGGCUAUUGAGAUAGCUGAUAAGCUUUCUGCACAGUUUGCACAAGGAGCUGGAGAUGGACUGUUGGGACUUGCCUUUGGCAAUAUCAAUACUGUCAAGCCAAAGGCCGUUAGCACACCCGUAGAGAACAUGAUCUCGCAGUCCGAUAUCCCAAAGUCGGCUGAGGUUUUUACCGCAAAGCUGGGAUCGUGGCGUGAUGCUGAUGAGCCUGACAAAGGCGAGUCGUUCUACACCUUUGGCUACAUUGACCAGGAUACGGUCAAGGCUUCCGAGGCAGACAUCUACUACACGCCCAUCGAUAAGAGCCAGGGAUUCUGGAUGUUCGAUUCUGCUUCGGCGACGGUGAAUGGAAAGUCAAUCGCUCGUUCAGGAAACAAGGCUAUUGCUGAUACUGGCACUACCUUGGCCUUGGUUGAUGAUGAGACUUGCCAGGCGAUCUAUGAUACCAUUGAAGGCGCAGUCUAUGAUGAUGAUAGCCAGGGCUGGAUCUAUCCUUCCAACACGGCUGCUGAUAAGCUCCCCGUGAUCACAUUUGCUGUUGGAGAAAAGCAGUUUGUCGUACAAAAGGAAGAUUUGGGAUUCGCCGAAGCCAAGUCCGGUUAUGUCUACGGGGGCAUCCAGAGUCGCGGUUCUAUGACCAUGGAUAUUCUAGGCGAUACCUUCCUGAAAGCUAUCUAUGCAGUAAGUCUUUAUUCCUUUCUUCUCUUGUUGAUUGCGGUGGCUAAUGUGGAAAUUAAGGUAUUUGAUGUUGGCAACCUUCAGUUCGGCGCAGUGCAGCGUAAGGAGCUGCACCAGAACCUUUCUGUACCUUCGGAGUCAAGCUAG